AUGGGUGAAGAAACUGCUGACUAUUAUGAAAAUUUAGCUCGUCAAAAUAAAUUAUUCAUUCCCAAAAAAGAUGCGACUAAAGAUGAAUUACUUAAAGCAAGCGUUGGAUACACUGCCAUUAAGAUUCAUGAACAGGAUCCUUAUUUUUUUAUGGGAUAUUAUAAGAACCAAUAUGCAAUUGAAGAUUUGUUUCACGAAGCUGAGAAUGCUAUGAAAGUUUCAGAAAUUGCGAAUGAUGAUGAUGCUAUUUGUUUAAUUAAUAAAGUUAUUAAAGUUGAAUAUGAUCAAAUUAGAACACCUAUUACAAUUAAAGAGGCUUUAAAUUGUUUGAAGUUACGUGAUCAAGCAUACCUUACUCAAGGAAUUAAAGAAAUUCAUGAUUUUGGCAUUUCGAAUUAUAAUGGAAUAGAAUAUGCGAUCAAGUAUGACGAUAAUUCAACUAAUUAUGUUAAAUUGAAAAAUUUCAAUUUAAUUCAAAAUGUUAUUAAAUGGCUUAACACUAAAAGAUACAAGACACCGCAUUUUGAGCAAUCUGUUUUAGAAUCUAUUCGGAUUGGAAUUGGAAUUAAAAUUUGUUUGAAAGGUUUUAAACUACUAAAUGGAUUAAAAACCAGAAUUCCUGAAUUUAUCAAUAAAUAUGAUAUUGAUUGUAAAAAUGAUAAAAACGAUAAAUAUGACAUCAUUUUAUUCCAAUUCAGUAAUUUCUUGUUUUAUUAUUUGAAAAAUAUUUUUGAAUAUGUAAUUGGAAAAAAAAUUAAAAGUGGAUAUGAUCAAGAUUUUGAUCAUUCUAAAGUAGAUGAAGCAACUAAAAUAAAAUGGGUUGGAUAUGAAAACCGAGAUAAUUAUCCUAAGAACCUCAAUCAUAGCAAGAAGAGACCAGUUUGUAUUAAAGAAGAUGGAAUUUAUUCAAUUACUAAUAAUUACGCAUUUAAAUUUGAAAAUAUUUCUAUCAGAGAAAAGAAAAUUUUGUUAAUUACUGAUGCAAGUUAUCCUUUUAUUAGUGAUUUUGAUGCCUUUAAAAUGCAUGUUUUGUUUUAUGAUUUUAAAAAUCCCUUUGAUUACUUUUUAAAUGACGUAAUGGAUAAGUUAGUUAAUGGUAAAUUAGUCAAUGGUAAAUUAGUUAUGGAUAAAUCAGUUAAUGGUAAAGUUAAUAGUAAAUUGGUUAAUAGCAAAUUGGGCACGCACGAUACCCGGGAGUGA
Molecule: messenger RNA, 1200 nt
Organism: Dentiscutata erythropus
Lineage: Eukaryota; Fungi; Glomeromycota; Glomeromycetes; Diversisporales; Gigasporaceae
Source: the annotation of a GenBank genome assembly